ACUGCUCGUCAUGCUCAGCCAGUCCUCUGGUGGCGACGAUCCGGGCGCGGCCGGGCCGAGCGCCACCCCCUUGUUGGGCGGCGCCGCGAAGCGAGAGCCGGCCCGGCCGAGCGUGCUGCUGACGGCGCAGCACCAGGCGCCCGCAGCUCUCGCCGCGCCCCGCCGCGCCAGAGUCAUAGGGAUCCCUGACGCCCGGCUCUGCGCCUCUGCGCGGCCGCAGUUGAGUGUAGCCAUCGACGAGUGCGAGCGAGGCGACACGGUGGGUGCGCUGGUGUCGCCGCUGCUGGAGGUGGCCGUCAAGCCGUCCAGCAAGAGCCGCGCCAACAAGGUGGACAGAGCGCUGCGAUGCGGAGCGUGCGACGGCUGCAAACGUGCUGACUGCGGGCGCUGUCCAAACUGCAAGGACAAGCCAAAGUUUGGCGGCGCGGGCGUGAAGAAGCAGGCGUGCCAGUACCGCGGCUGCCUCACGCCGACGCGUACUGGCAACGGCCGCGUCCUCCCGCCCGAUCCCGAGCGCGCCAGCAGCCAGAUCAGCAGCGCCGACGAGUCUUCGGAGCCUGUCAAUGGGUACGUCUCUCCGCGCCUCUCAGAGUCCUCCGCCAGAGGGAGCUUUGAGGAGGGGGUGGGCUUGCCUGCGGCGCUCCUCGGCGCCGCGGGGCUGGUGGAGCGGAGCAUCAACGAAGAGGGCGAGCUCGAGGCGAGGCCGCUAGAGGCGCGCAAGCCGCUGGGCGCAUCGGCGCUGCUGCACGCCGAGAAGCCGCUCGCCAAGGUGAGCUCGCCGGGAAAGCGAUCGCGGAGGUGAGGGCAGAGCAGGCGGCAGCCUCCCGUUUCUCGCCAGCGAGCGGAUGAGGAAACGCGCAACGGCGGAGACCGGGCGUCUCGGCGAAACUGCUCUCGUGGUACUGUUCAGUGUGCGAUAUGGAUCCGUAUCGCGGUGAUCUCAGCAGUAAUGGGCAUGGCGGGGGGAAAGGGGGCUCUGCGGUGUGUGUGUACUUGAACUGGGGGGCGGGACGACUGCGUUUAUCUUGUCGAGUGCGGAGUGGCUGGUCAGGCAGAGGGCGUGUCACGUGCGAGGAGACAUACUCACAUACAUACUAACAUAAU
Messenger RNA from Emiliania huxleyi CCMP1516, 1104 nucleotides. RefSeq lists its product as hypothetical. Gene Ontology annotation, molecular function: DNA binding; zinc ion binding. The transcript has 3 exons. The coding region runs from base 11 to 802 and encodes 263 amino acids. NCBI's taxonomy places the organism in Eukaryota, Haptophyta, Isochrysidales, Noelaerhabdaceae. The record is from RefSeq and is a predicted model, not a curated record.